This is a messenger RNA of Brassica rapa (field mustard), 2399 nucleotides long. Its product is annotated as dof zinc finger protein DOF4.6. Gene Ontology annotation, biological process: regulation of DNA-templated transcription. Gene Ontology annotation, molecular function: DNA-binding transcription factor activity; DNA binding. The record is from RefSeq and is a predicted model, not a curated record. Lineage: Eukaryota; Viridiplantae; Streptophyta; Magnoliopsida; Brassicales; Brassicaceae.
GGAGAAGCCCACUUUUCACUGAGAUACACCAUGGGGGUCGUCAUUCGAGCUAAAGAAACAGAGGACCUCGGUGGUGCGCCUCACAACCACCCUUCACUCAGAGAGAGAGGAGGAGCUCUACGUAGACCCUGGAAACUGCCCACUAGAAUAGACCGGCUGGGGCGAGACGGCGAAGCAGAAGCGAGACGGCACGACUCGUCGAAGCUUCUGGCGGAUCUCGGAUCUUAGAUUUGACCCAAAUCCAAGCGCAAUCGGCGACUAGAAACAGAUCCAGGGCUCCCAGAGCUAUCACCGACCUAUCACGCCUCGCUGGUGGUCCAGAGGAAACAAAGACCCUUUGAUUCCAGUUAUUUCCGGCGGAAGAGACCCCAUCGGACCCAGACAUACCAAGCAAAGAGGAGAGACAAGGAGAAGAUAACAGAGGGUGAAGGCGAUGAAACACAAUAACAAGUUGACGGGGAAGAGGGAGACCGUCGACGGAGGUGCCGUCGGUCGCCUGAGAGUGAAAAAAGUGAAGCGGCGGCUUAGGGUUUUCGAUUUGGGGAAGGAGAGACCAAAGGGAGAAUUUCACUUCUCUCUCCUCUCUCUAACGAGUUUUUUUUUUUUUUUUUUUUUUUUUUUUUUUUUACUAACGUUUUUUUGUUUGUUUUUGACAACUUCAUUUUUGGACCUGUUGCCCGCAGUGAAAAGCACCAUUAUGAUCUAUCCUCCCUACAUUCUCAAGUAUCAUCUUAUUCCAAAUAACAUAAAUAACACAUAUUUACACCUAUUGUAAGACCCAUAGGGUGAAUAUAAAUAUAAGCCUACACAUACAUGCAUACACUAUAUAUGUACGCGUAUUAAAGUAUCUAUUUUUCAGUACGACAAAGAUUCCCACUCGGAAUGUUUUGGUAAUUUAUAUUAGACAAUUUGGUCCCUCUCUCUAUCUCUACCAUAAAGCAACUGUGAUCAGACAAGCAUAUACAAAGAAGUUCCUCAUUCAAAAAAAGAUUUCUCAGCGAUCAAAACCCCCUCUCUCUUCACCAACAAAAGAAUCUAACUUUUUUUCUUUCAAAUCUAUAGUUAAACAAAAUAUCAGGUUUUGUUUCUGCCGAUCGGAGGAAGCUCAACUAUGGAUACGGCUCAAUGGCCACAGGAGAUGGUAGUGAAGCCCUUGGAAGAAAUAGUAACAAACACAUGCCCAAAGCCGCAAUCUGCCCAGACGCAGCAGCCAUCAUCGGUUGGGGCGGGGGGAGGAGCUGAGAGGAAGGCAAGGCCAGAAAAGGACCAAGCUGUAAACUGCCCAAGAUGUAACUCAAUCAACACAAAGUUUUGUUACUACAACAAUUAUAGCUUGACGCAGCCAAGAUUCUUCUGCAAAGGUUGUAGAAGGUAUUGGACGGAAGGCGGUUCGCUUAGGAACAUCCCUGUUGGUGGUGGCUCAAGAAAGAACAAGAGAUCUCACUCUUCUUCAGUUUCUUCGUCUUCUGAUAUUAAUAAAAAUCACUCGGAUUCUACACAACCAGCUACGAAAAAGCAUCACUCUGAUCACCACCACCUCAUGAGCAUGUCUCAACAAGGGCUGACUGGUCAAAACCCUAAAUUCUUUGAGACAACUCAACAAGAUCUCAAUUUAGGUUUUCCACCACAUGGGUUGAUCAGGACCAAUUUCACUGACCUCGUUCACAACAUUGGGAACAACAACAAGAGCACUAACAAUCCAUUGCUCAGUUCUUCAUCUUCUACCACGUCAGCUAUGGCAGUUUCUUCUUUGGAUCUCAUAAGAAACAAUACUAGUAAUAAUGGGAGUUCUUCAUUCAUGGGUUUUCCAUUUCAUAACCAAGAUCCAACAUCUGGAGGGUUUUCAAUGCAAGAUCAUUACAAGCCUUGUAACUCAAACACCACACUGCUAGGGUUUUCAUUGGAUCAUCAUCAUAAUAAUGGAUUCCACGGAGGAUUUCAAGAAGGAGAAGGAGGAGGAGAAGCUGGUGAUGAUGUGAAUGGAAGGCAUUUGUUUCCUUUUGAGGAUUUGAAAGUGCCAGUUUCUUCUUCAUCAGCAACAAUUAAUGUCGACAUUAAUGAUAAUCAGAAGCGAGCAAGUGGUGGUGAUGCAUCUGCUAAUUCUGGUGGGUAUUGGACUGGGAUGUUGAGUGGAGGAUCAUGGUGCUAGAUUUUCUCAGUUUGAUGAUGAAGAUAGUACUAUAUCAUUAAUGGUUAAUUAUUGUUAUUUAUUUAAUUAAUCAAUAUGUUCUUAACUUCAGUUUAAAUGUUCUUAUUAGUGUUUUUUCGGGUUAAUUUUGGAGUUAGCUUGGAUUAAAGGAUAUAAUCGAGGGUGCAUGCAUAUCGAAUGACUUUAAUUUGUUUUGAAUUUUUGUUAUGGAUCGUUAACACAGGUUAUAAAUGAUACAUUGGUUGGUCUU